GUGGUGGGACAGCGGUCUUUACAACGGUUGCUCCGUUACAUUACGAGUCAAAAUAUAGCGGUGAGAGGUUCGUCAGAUUCGAUAUUUAAAUAUAAUUCUCAACUAAUUUCGAUCUAAAAAGUCUGAUUUAGUUAUAAGUGUUUAAGAUUGUGUAAAAAGUUAAAAUUUGUGAUUAAUUUCUUAAGAUUAAUCGAGCAUAGAGAACUUAUUCAAGCUAAGUGACGUUCAUAAAGGAAUUCCCAAACGAAUACGGCUCAAGAAAUGGAUUUAAACAAAUCAUUAAAUGAAUUUUGUUAUUAUUUUACAAGAUAUUUUGAGGAACAAAUCAGGUAUUGGAGGCACAUUCUAGAAGAAAAUCCCGAUUUAAAAAAGAAAUCAAACAGUAAACCAAUAUCGUUCUUAGCAAGCUUAUCAUCGGCUAUACCAACAGUGGGAAAAGGAAUUGGAAGUGGAAUAACCGAAGGAGAAAAGUACAUAAACAACCUAAUUGAUAAAGAUAAAGCGUCCUCUGUGAGUACAAUAGCGUACGCAAGUAACGAUAAUAAGGAUUUAUUUAGAAAUAAGCUCAUUGCGGGCGCUUUGGAAUUUUUUAUACACUUUGAAUAUCAAUUCACAAAAGUUAAGUGUAAAAAUGGUGGUAUAACUCGAGCAAUGCAAAAAUUAGGACAAGAUUGCUCCAACCGAUUAUUUACAUAUCUCUUAAACGAAGAAUCUGGCGCUGAGUUAACAUCUGAAUUGAUUCAAAAAGGUAUCUUAUACGGGGACUCCAAACGCCACAAAACAAAACUUCUUAAAUUGGGCAGAACCAUCUAUGUAGAUGAGAACUCAAAAUUAACAACAUCGGAUUUUAUUACAAACUGCGGAAUUAGAAUGAAACAUGAUGAUGUCUUCACUUAUUAUAAAACUAAAGCGUCGAUUCCAGUUCUAGGUCAUAGAACAUGUUUUCAUUUUGAAACUUCUUUAGAUAACUACGAAAUUGAAAGUCCUAAAUAUUUUUAUAAUUACAUUUUAACGGAAUUAAACACACAACAACUUUUAAAAACUAUAUUUUCAUAUAUAUCCAAAAAAGAUCCGUUGGAAGACAUCAAAGAAUUCGCAAAGUUUAAUUACGAAGAACAAGUGAAGUUAUUGGAAGCUGCAAGCGAAGAAAGACAUCGAAUUCGCGAAGAAAUACUCGGUGACAAUGCAACGAAACACGUUGAAGUCAAAGAAACCAUCGAAUCUAGUCAAAUAACGAUUAUUAAUCGAAUAGAAAAUGUUAUAGCUGAAAAUACAUGCUUGAUUUUAUCUCAAACUGAUAAAGUGUUGCAAAAAAAUGAGGAACUGUCGAGAGAUGUCGCCGAUAUUAAAUCCAAACAAGACCAAUUAGAAACGAAUCCUAUAAUUUCUGUUGAUUUAAAUAAAAUUAAAGAACAAACGACGAGGUUAAAAGAAAAUAUUGAAAGAGAAGGGAAAAAAGCUGAGCAAGAAAUUCGAAGGUUUAAAGAUAGAAUUGGAAAAAUAAGGCUUUAAUUUAAUCAUUUUAAUGGAUUAAACGCAAGGGAUUAAGAGAAAAUUGAAUAAAUGAAUAAGAUUUUAUUAAAAGUUUAUAUAGACUAUCAUAAAACUUUUCCAUUAUUCGAAUCAUCACUUUUUAAAUUUGAAACUGUAGAAACUGUACGAAGUUAACGCUAUUCGUUAAAAAAUAAAAAUAAUUUUAAGGUA
Molecule: messenger RNA, 1704 nt
Organism: Onthophagus taurus
Lineage: Eukaryota; Metazoa; Arthropoda; Insecta; Coleoptera; Scarabaeidae
Source: RefSeq, a predicted model, not a curated record